This is a messenger RNA of Chaetomium strumarium, 1414 nucleotides long. RefSeq names its product CYTH-like domain-containing protein. The transcript has 2 exons. The record is from RefSeq and is a predicted model, not a curated record. Bases 402 to 1184 code for a protein of 260 amino acids. Gene Ontology annotation, molecular function: magnesium ion binding; thiamine triphosphate phosphatase activity. Gene Ontology annotation, biological process: thiamine diphosphate metabolic process; dephosphorylation; thiamine metabolic process. Lineage: Eukaryota; Fungi; Ascomycota; Sordariomycetes; Sordariales; Chaetomiaceae.
UCGUGCACAGACCAACGCGUUUCCCGAAUCUUUUUUCUUGUCUUCCCACCGAAACCGCUUCCCUGAAGAGAUGUGCUAAGGCACGAGCUUUCGUUGUAUGAUCAAGAGAUACUGUCGUGAUGCAACGACCACUCUGCUCUUAACAUGAAGCGCCAAUAUCACGACUCGUUUCCAGGAGAUUUCAAAACAGAUUCAGUCCCCAAACCCGACCAACCCUGACAGUAAACAGACCGUUUGUUCAGGCGAGAGAAAGAUUCAACUUUCAAGUCUUCGCAAUUGCCAGGUUUCCAAUUUCCUCGGGCCCUACAACAGCCCUCCGUGAAACCACCAAGGCAAUGCCUGCAUGACGACAUCUCAGCACCGACAACCACACCUACCUUGUAACCUCGCCCAUCAUCGCCAUGGCCCUCCGCGCAACCCGCACCCUCCUCAUGAGGGUCACCCAGCCCCCAUCCCCAGCCCGACAGACCAAACCGAGACCAACGACAAUCCUCGAAGUCGAGCGCAAGUUCCGCCGCCUCGCCGUGCCGACACUCACCGAUAUCUGCACCACCACCACCACCAAGAACCACAGCAAUCGCUACUGCUACAAGUACAAUCCGAAUCCCAAUUUCCGAUCCGUCGUCCCCCUCCCGACCCGCACGAUCCACGACAUCUACUAUGACACGCCGGACCACACGCUCUGCACAUCGGGCGGCGCCUGGAUCCGUCGGCGCAACGGCGAGUGGCAGGCCAAGUUGAAGCGGGGCGGCGACUUUGUGAACUCGCGCUUCGAAGAGCUGCGCGGUGCCAGGGAGAUCGGGAAUUGCAUCCGUUCGAUUUUGGGCGGCGUCAGCAGCGGCGGCGGUGUUGUUGUCUUCCAACACGAGGGGGAGAACAACUUUGGGCUGGAGAAGCUUGCCGAGUUCGUCACCACGCGCGAAGCGUGGUUGGUGGAUGGGGAGUUCAAGGUCGUGAGGGACAGGAUGGAUUUCGGGCAUGAGGUUGGGGAGGUGGAGUUGCAGGUUGAGGUUCCCAUUGACGAGGCGGAGAAGGAGAGAGGGGCGGUGAUGAUGGAGGAGAUGGAUCGGAGGAUCGAGGGGUUUAUGAAGAGGUAUGCGUGGGUUUGGGAGACUGGUGAAGCGGUGGGGAAAUUGACGGCGUAUUUUGAGAUGAUGAUGAGGGAGAAGAACGGGGGUGUCUGAGAGGGGGGCGGAUGGGGAGCACUGUAUCCCAGACAGAGCAUCGGCUGAUGAAAAGUCGUUGUUUGGCUGAUUGUGGUAAGGUACCUGCCCACACUGGAGUACUCCCGCGAUUACCUCAACCUGUGAGGUACCUACUAUGUGGGCAAGACUAGGUAGACAGUAACAGUGGGUAUGGGGGACAAACAUAUGCUUGAUAAACCAUAAUCCGCAUCAAUUACUACCUUGAACAA